AUGGCCCGACCCAUGGGGGCGGUUCGUCUCAAGAAGACGAAUCCCUUGACCCUCGCGCUCGGAGCGAUCCUGUGCAUCUUCAUCAUCGUCUUCCUCGUCUCCCCGUCGGGCAAAUCCGCAACCGCUCGCCGAUUCGAGUCCAUAACUGCAGAACAUCACCUCUCGCCGCCGACUUCACCGUACCGAAAGUCAAAAUCCCGAUCUGGCGUACCGCUCAAGCCACCACCCGUUGUGCACUACAACCUUAACAAUGUCACCAUUACAACUUCGCCCAUCGCGAACCGAGAAAAUGUCCUCAUCCUAACUCCCAUGUCUCGAUUCUACCCCGGCUACUGGGACAAUCUUUUGCGCUUGACUUAUCCUCAUGAACUCAUCACAUUGGGGUUCAUCCUACCCAAAACCAAGGAGGGCAACCAAGCCACCACCGAACUCCAAGAGCACAUCCACAAGACGCAAAAGCAUGGCCGUGAGGGUGACAAAUUCAAGAGCAUCAUUAUUCUUCGCCAAGAUUUUGAUCCUGCUAUUGUUUCGCAGGAUGAAGCCGAACGCCACAAGCUUAAAAACCAGAAGGCCCGUCGCGAGGUUAUGUCGAAGGCCCGGAAUUCACUACUGUUCACGACUCUCGGACCCGAUACCUCCUGGGUCCUGUGGCUAGAUGCCGACAUCAUUGAGACCCCCACAACCCUGAUCCAGGAUCUCGCCUCGUUCGAUAAGCCGCUCAUUGUCCCAAACUGCUUCCAGCGAUAUUAUGACGAGGAACAUAAGCAAAUGGCCGAGCGGCCAUACGAUUUUAACAGCUGGCAAGACAGCGAAACAGCACUGGCACUCGCUGCCAAGAUGGGACCCGACGAAAUUCUUCUCGAGGGCUACGCUGAAAUGCCAACAUAUCGAAUGCUUAUGGCAUACCUGGCUGUUGAAGGCGGUGACCGUAAUCUGGUCAUCCCACUUGAUGGAGUUGGAGGCACUGCGCUUCUAGUCAAGGCAGAUGUGCAUCGCGAUGGUGCCAUGUUCCCUCCCUUCCCCUUCUACCAUCUUAUUGAGACUGAGGGAUUCGCCAAAAUGGCUAAGCGAUUAGGCUGGCAGCCAUAUGGCCUGCCCAAUUACAAGGUCAGCCAUUUCUCUGUUGCAGCCAAGAUCUGGCACUAA
Messenger RNA from Fusarium fujikuroi IMI 58289, 1146 nucleotides. Its product is annotated as probable mannosyltransferase required for complex glycosylation. Gene Ontology annotation, molecular function: alpha-1,6-mannosyltransferase activity. Bases 1 to 1146 code for a protein of 381 amino acids. Gene Ontology annotation, cellular component: mannan polymerase complex. Lineage: Eukaryota; Fungi; Ascomycota; Sordariomycetes; Hypocreales; Nectriaceae. The record is from RefSeq and is a predicted model, not a curated record. The transcript has a single exon. Gene Ontology annotation, biological process: protein N-linked glycosylation; cell wall mannoprotein biosynthetic process.